ACUAGGAAGAAAGAUCCGGCAAUCUACUUCUGAAUAUCAGCUGAUGAAAACUCUAUUGAUCCCAAUAGUCUGAUUGGCAACCAAUCGUGGGGAUGGUGCAGGACUGAGCAUUGUUUCAUUCCAUUGUACGUGAGGUCACCGUGAGUCAGGGUCGACUCAAUGGCAGCUAACAACAACAGCAACAAGAAUAAAAGACAAAUAAAAAUCCUUGGAGGAUAUUUAGGAGGAGUGGAUGAGUUAACGUACAGAAAGUGGUUAGCAUAUAGUAGGUUCUUAAAAAAACACAAGCCAGUUUUAAGCCCAUUUCUCUGUCCAGCCUGGAGGACUCCUUGGAGGAGGUGGCAACAUAAGCUACAAUAAGAGAGCAAAGGUUUGUGGGGGGGAGACCAGUCUUGACUCUCUCUCCUCCCUCUCCCAGGUGCCACUCCCAGGAAGCCAUGACGGAGACCAGGAAUCUGCCUCCACCACUGCCCCCACGGCUGGACUGGUUCGUGCACACCCAGGCGGGCCAGCUGGCCCAAGCCGGAGUCCCCACGUGGUUCCACGGUGCCAUCUCGAGAGAGGCUGCGGAGAACUUACUGGAGCCACAGCCACUGGGAUCCUUUCUCAUCAGGGUCAGCCACAGCCACGUGGGCUACACGCUCUCCUACAAGGCCCACGGCUGCUGCCGCCACUUCAUGGUGAAGCUCCUGGACGAUGGGAGCGUUAUGAUCCCUGGGGAGAGGGCGGCGCACACCUCACUGGAUGCCCUGGUCACCUUCCACCAGCAGGAGCCAUUGUGGCCAUAUGGGGAACUGCUGACCCAGCCCUGUGGGCAGGAGGAUCCUGCAAACAUAGACUAUGAGGAUCUCUUCCUUUACUCCGAUGCAUUGGCCCAAGAAACCGCCAGCCCCGCCCAUGACCCCAGCGAGCACCAGGGGCUCUCCCCAUGUCUUGUCUGCCUCCCGUCUCAGACUGUGGGCUCCGGGAAGACUGGGAAUCCAUCUGGCUUGUUCACCACUGCGUCCCCCGCCCCUCCAAGAGGACCUGACACAUCGAAGGCCUCCCUAAAGCCGGUCCUGCUCCGCUGGCCUAAGGAAAGGAAGCCUUCAGCAGAGAUGGAUGGAGCAUCCCCGGAGAACACCGCCUCCUCCUGCCCCACGAAAACCCCUUUCCAGGUCACCUGCCGGAAACUCUGGAAGAGCCUCAAGACACUCCCCCAAACGGGCAAGAGGGUCCAGCAGCAGCUGAAAUCCCACCUGGCGGCUGUGAGCUUGCCAUUGCUCUGGGAUACUAGGUGGUCCGCGGCAACCCACGGCUCGGGUGCCAGGGCAAGUAGCCAUGAGGAUGCGGGUGGUGCGAACUGGGAGGACAACGCCUAUCCUGACGCCUUUGAGAGAGCCCAGGCACCCCACAGACCCCCCAGAGACAGAAAUGCCUUUUCCAGAGAGGCCUUUACGUCAGUCAGCUGGAACGGAGUUUCCGCAGAGGACAGGGGUCUGCACCGAGUAGUAGUGAGGUCCCCAUCAGAGCAGGUACCCAAGCAGGAGACGAGGGGCUUGGUGGAGCCCCAAGACUGGCUCCCUGAGGAAUACCGCCCACCACCACCGUUUGCCCCUGGAUACUGCUAGAGAAGGGUCUGCCUGGCUCCGGGACCCUUGUGCCAGGGGUGCCCACCCUUGGACCCCCUUGCUCACUGCCACUGUACCAUGCCAGCCCGCAGGAAACCUGGGAAUAAAAUAAAGACAUUUCUUGGAUCUGGUCUGGCACCUGCAAAUGACCUGGUUAUUUUAAUCAUCAUCAGAGUAGCAGCAGUGGUGUGGGGCGCCUACUGUUUGCCUGGCCUCUGAGUUUGUUAAUGCUUUUAUGCAGAGGAGCAGGCCCACCAGGUAAGCCCAUUCUCUGCAUUUUUGAAGGGAGACUGAGGCUCGGGGAGGAGAAGAGGUGUGCUCAGUCCGAGCUUCUUCCACACCUUGUCUGUUUUCUGGUCCAAAACCACACAGCAAGAACCCUUGCCAGCUGGGGCUGCACCGGGGCUCAACGCCGAGUAUGUCUGAACCUGUAAAUGGGCCCUUCUUCUCAGAUCCUGUGCAGGCAAAAGAGGUGAAGUGUGUCGACUGCUUUGCGCAUCAUUAAUGUCGGUAUUAGGAGACGCAUAAGAGCCCCUUUCAUUUAACAAGGGAGGAGGCAGCAGUAUUGCGUGGGGACAGGCUCUGGAAGGAAUCCAUAUCAUGGUGCUGUGUGACCUUUGGGGAGGUGCUGGACCUCUCUGUGCCUCCGUUUCCUCGUCUUGGAGAAAUUGGUGAUAAGAGUAGUCCUUCCUUUGCAGGAUGAACUGACAGGAUAUGUGGAAAACCUGGGGCUUUGGUACACAGGAGGUGUUACAGAUUGAAUUGUGUCCCCCAAAAAGACGUGUUGAAGUCCUAA
Trichechus manatus latirostris (Florida manatee) is the source of this 2406-nucleotide messenger RNA. It is a transcript of the gene HSH2D, whose product is annotated as hematopoietic SH2 domain containing. Lineage: Eukaryota; Metazoa; Chordata; Mammalia; Sirenia; Trichechidae. The coding region runs from base 438 to 1610 and encodes 390 amino acids. The record is from RefSeq and is a predicted model, not a curated record. The transcript is spliced from 6 exons. Gene Ontology annotation, cellular component: cytoplasm.